ACCAUGUUAUUAGCCGAUAAAGUCGUUAUCGAGAGAUAGUACAUAAUGUGUAUAUUAUAAAAGUUUUUCUUCUGCAAGCACCAAGUACACAUAUCGAUUAAACGCCAAAUUAUGUACUCGGUGGCGAUCAGUUAGUUAUUAAUUUGACUCGUUACGUCGCGGUCUUUAUUUUGAUUUUUUCUAUUUGCACGUUUUAAAUUCGCAAUUCCUAUGUGUAACGUUUUCUCUUGUCCCAUCUUCAAGACCAGGGUAUCCGAUUUUACGACUGUAUUUUUACUACAUUACUCUGUAAUCGUUACAAUACUAUCGUUGAUUUGUAAAAAUUUGGAUCCUCAAUAUCUGGCCAAAAAUUAAUCCUGACAUACGAUUAUCCGAUACCUAAUACCUAAACCAACACCUACCUAUUUCUCCGUAGGGAGAAACUCCUACAUUAAUGGGCUGAAAAAAAUCGUGAAUGAAAGUUUCAGUUAACUGGCAUUUUAUCCUGUACAUUUUCUAUGUAAAUUCGAUGAAUAGAGAAAUUCGUCAACAAAAUGUUAAAAGUAGUUGGUGCAUCGUGGUUUCAGACGGUAAUAAGUUUCUUAAUCGUUGUCGGAAUUUUGUUAUUCGGAAUAUUGAUUAAUAUUAUAUGCAGAACCCAAAACCACGAAGAUGACGGAAAAUAUUCAGCUACAGUUUUUUGGAAUCCAGAAACGGAACAAUUUGAUAUCGAAUUAUUGGGACAAAAUCAUGAUCCGAAGAGUAUCAGUCGUGGAAUUGCCAGAGCGUAUUACCAGCCUGAUAUGAAAGAAAAUGGAUGGGCAAUUUUGGAAAUAGAUACAAACAGUGCAUACUCAGACGCAGAUCAAGCUUUUGCAGCUGGUAUAUUAGAAGGUAGCUUAUCCUGGCAACACAUUUAUUUGCAAUGGAAAAAUACCAUAAAGCAUUUAUGCGCUGAUAAAAAUGAUUUUUGUAACGAAAUGAGAUCGUUUUUAGAACAAAAUACUGCAACAAUUAGGAAAAAAGCUAGAGCCAACGAUAAAUAUGAUCCGUUUUGGCACCAGGUGAACCUUUUUUACAUGCAAUUGGACGGAAUGGAAUUUGGAUGGAGAUACGAAGUUCGUCGAAACAAACAAUCUUAUGAAAUCCCUUUUCUAGAUUUCUUAUGGUUGAAUAUUGCAUCUGAUUUGAAAGACUUUCAAAAAAUAGCCUUUCCUUCAAAUAAUUCGUAUAACCAUUCACCGGCAGCGAUGACUUUGUUAAAAUUACUUCUCGGCAAUGAUACAAAAUUUCUACUCGCUCAUGCUUCUUCAGGAUUCUACAGUUCCAUGCUAAGAGUACAGAAAAAAUACAACUUCAACUAUCAUUUGACAGGUAGAUCAAAUGCUGAACUGGUACCUGGAAGAACGAUUUCAUUCACUUCUUAUCCUGGAGCAAUCCAUUCCCAAGAUGACUUUUACCAAAUACUAGUAAAUGACGGCUCAACGGUUACUGUGACUGGCACUGCAUUAUUAACACUCAAUUGGAAAGACGAAGGAAAGAAAACUGAUUAUCAAGUUUUAUUAGGACCACGUAUCAUGGCUGGAAAUCGAUUGUCAAGAAAUGGAAAGACUUGGGCCUAUAACGUAGGCAGGCACCAGAGUGGAACCGGAAACAAACAGUGGUUACAUAUUCAUACAAAAAAUGAUCGAAUUAUUUUAUGGGUGCUAGAGCAAACUCCGCAGAGAAUUAUCAAUAAAAAUGAAACCGAAUUAUUGUAUAAUCAAGGCUACUGGAUAAGUUGUGGCAUUCCUUAUUACAAGCGUAGUACUGAUAUUAAAAUCGACAGCGGUGAAAUUAGUCAGCAUAAUGCCGGUAACGUUCCUUUAAAAAAUAUUUUAGAAGUUCUGCGUCAAGGGCAGCAAAAUGUUACUGAUAUAGAUUCAUUAAUUAAUUUGAUGAGGGGACCAGAAUUAGUCUUAGCUGGAAGAACCGACUUGCAUGAUUCGAUCAUUUCGUACUCUCCAACAGAUUCCACCUCAUCCAAUGGCAAACCGAAUGAAUCAUCAACGAAAAAUUCAUCUCAAGCGAACAAAUCGUCGGCGCUUCCACUUCGAAUUCAAAAUUCUAUGAAACUUUCAAAUGCUGAUGUAAAUGUAAAACGCAAUUUUAACGUAAUUUAUAAUUCAUCCUGGUUAAAUUUAUUCACUUUAAAAAAUGACAUUUUGUUGACUUCUCCGCCGGAAGAAAAACGCAGUCUAGAAAAUGUCCAACCUAACGUGCGUCACGAUAAAAUUGUAGGCUCACAACGUGUCGAGAAUGAACCUAAAAUUAAUACAGUUCAUAGAACUAAACGAAUCACUGAUGAGACCAACUCUAAUAAUAAUCCUUCUGGUAGUAAGCUUCCUCUGAUAACUAUAGAUGGAGUGAUCGAUUUGAAAUUAACUGACACGAACGACAAGUUUUUAGCAGUGGCUGGUCCUCCUUUUAAUUUACAAAAUAAGUUACGAACUAUUGAGCCAUUCCAAUGGUCUAAGAGUCCUAUCAAUUAUUUACCUCACGAUGGCCAAGCUGAUAUAUGGAAGUAUGAACCAGUCGAAGCGAACUUUGUAUGGGAUUAAUAAGUAUUGAUACCGUAGUUUGUAGAUAGACACCUUCAGCUGUAUGUAUAAUACAGAGAGUGAACUUUGAUGUAAAAUUGUUUCUGUAAUAAAUGUUUUCAUCAUUUCUGAA
Molecule: messenger RNA, 2691 nt
Organism: Planococcus citri (citrus mealybug)
Lineage: Eukaryota; Metazoa; Arthropoda; Insecta; Hemiptera; Pseudococcidae
Gene: lama
Product: lamina ancestor
Exons: 11
Coding region: 534-2579 (681 amino acids)
Biological process (GO): phospholipid catabolic process
Cellular component (GO): extracellular region
Molecular function (GO): glycerophospholipase activity
Source: RefSeq, a predicted model, not a curated record